Molecule: messenger RNA, 3666 nt
Organism: Rotaria sp. Silwood1
Lineage: Eukaryota; Metazoa; Rotifera; Eurotatoria; Philodinida; Philodinidae
Source: the annotation of a GenBank genome assembly
AUGUUUCGUACAAAAUAUCUAUUCUAUUUUAUUCUCAUACAUUUCAUCAUUGCUACACCUCAAAUCAACCUUCAUUUUACGGAUUUGAUCAAUGAAAAUGAAAGUAGUGAUGUAUUACAACAUAAUUGCUUGCGUGUUGCUGCUUUUAUGGGCACAUCAAGAUUGGAUCGUGAAAUUAUAACUUAUUGUAUGAAUGAUUUGCCAUCGAAAUUUGAUAUUGAAAAUGAUAAUAUCUUUCCGAAGUUUAAGUUUAGUGAACUUUCACAACAGAAUAUUACUAGUCAACAAUUAUACAUAUGGUCAGCACCAAUCGAUAUUAUUGAACGUUAUCAGUUUUAUUUAGAUCAAUUAUCAGCAUCGUAUGAUAAGUCUAUGGAAACACAAGUUUUCUACAAUUGUACAUUACCAAGAUUUGGUCCUAUGUGUCAAUAUGAAAUGAUUGUUUAUGAGCAAAACUACAUGUCAUUGUAUGAUAUUAUUGUUGGUUAUUAUCGUGCAUAUGGAUAUAGACCAACCAAAUUGACUUGUUAUACGCAUUUAGAAUGUAAUCGUGGCUCUUUCUCAGCAUGCUUAGAUUGGAGUGACAUUUGUAAUGGAUAUGUAGAUUGUGUCGAUGGUGGAUCUGAUGAAGAACAUUGUUGGCAACUUGAAAUCAAUGAAUGUAAUGAUAAUGAAUAUCGAUGCCAUAAUGGACAAUGUAUACCAAGGGAAUUUUUCAGAGAUGAUACUGGAUCUCCUGAUUGUGUUGAUGGCUCUGAUGAAAUUUUAGAACUUUCUCAACAUGUUUACCAAUGUACAAUACAGCAACCGUCAUUUGAAUGUGAAGAAAAAACAUUAAAUAUCGAUGGAAAAAAUGAAACAGAUGAAACAGAAUGUGAACAAUGGCCCUGUAAGAAUAUCUAUACUCAUUGUGAUGGAAUAUGGAAUUGUCCAAAUGGCGCAGAUGAAAUUGGUUGUUAUUUAUCUCCAACACUAAAUUGUUCUUCAGAUCAUCACAUAUGUAUUGAACCUAUCACACAUGAACUUAUGUGUCUUCCUAUUACGAAAGCAAAUAAUGAGAUGCUUUCUGAUGUUCGACAUUUUCUAUGCUACGAAAUACAACGAAAGGAAAAACAGCAACCUAAAUAUUUAUCGUUAAAUGCAUCGAGAGAAGUCGUCGAAAAUCACAAUGAAAAUAAAGUCAACUCUGUCAAUUCACGUUCACCAUUCUUUGAAAUAUAUCCUCAACGUGAGUAUGAAUGUCAUCGUGGUUUAGGUUUACGUGUCUGGUUAAACGAUACAAAGAACUUAACAACAUAUGCAUGUCUUUGUCCACCAAGUUUUUAUGGUGAACAAUGUCAAUAUCAAAAUCAACGAGUAAGCUUGACUAUUAAAUUUCAAACAUUAUCAGAUUCUUUGUCAACAUUAUUUGCAAUAAUUAUUUCGCUUAUUGAUGAUGGUGAAGAAAGAAUUAUUCAUUCACAUGAACAAUUCACUUAUUUAUCGUCAAGGGAUUGUAAAGUUAAAUUUAAUGCUUAUCUUCUCUAUUCAACCAGGCCAAAAAAUCAAACAAAAACUUAUCUAAUACAUAUUGAUAUUUAUGAAAAAUUUUCAUUGAAUUAUCGCGGAAGUUUAUUAUUUCCGAUAAAAUUUCCAUUUUUACCUGUUUAUCGUCUAGUAUUAAUAGCUGUUAUUCCACGCAAGGAUGCCAAAUAUCCAAGAUGUUCGAAAUCUCAAUGUGUUCAUGGCAAAUGUAUGAUUUAUUCAAAUCAACCAGAAAAUGUUACUUUUUGUCAAUGCAAUCAAGGAUGGUCUGGACGCUUCUGUACUAUUCCACAUACUAGUAUGUGUUCAUCUGAUUCUAUAUCUAUUGGUUUAUCUGCUUACAAUCGAUCUAUAUGUGUUUGUCCUAUAAAUAAAUUUGGUCCUUGCUGCUUGCUUAUUGAUAGUAUUUGUCAAACAAAUAAUAAUUUAACAUGUCAAAACGGUGGUCAAUGUAUACCAAUGGAUGAGUAUACAGAAUCCAAUCAAAAAUUUCUAUGCAUCUGUCCUAAAGGUUAUAUUGGAGAUCUAUGUGAACUAAUUGAUAACAAAUUAAUUAUUAAAUUUGAACACGAUGUUGCUUUAUCUCAAACAAUAAUGAUUCAUUUCAUUAACAUUAUUAGAAAUGCUGCACCGAUACGGACAACGACUCUUCGAACAAUGCCUCUUACACAAAUUUCACUUACAAUUUAUUGGUCAAGGCCAUUUCAUAUUGUUUUUGUUGAACUUCAAAAUAAAAUUUAUUAUUUAGCAGUCGUUCAAAAAACUUAUCAAAGAUCAAUAACAACUACAACAAUUAUCAAUAAGUCAGAUCGUUGUCAGCAUAUUAAUGAAUUGUUCAAUGAAACAUUUGUUAAACUGAAUCUUCUUCGUCGUAUUAAAUAUUAUCAUCUACCAUGUCAAAACCUGUCAACCAAUCUAACCUGUUUUUAUGAUAAUCUUCAUCUUUGUUUCUGCUAUGAUUACCAACAACAACGUUUAGCUAAUUGUUUUAAAUUUAAUCAUGAUAUGAAAUUUGAUUGUUUUGGUCAAAGUGUCUGUGAAAAUGAAGGUAAAUGUUUUCAAGACACUCCCGAUUGUCCACAACGAGCAACAUGUAUUUGUUUACCUUGUUUUUAUGGAGCACGAUGUCAAUUUAUUUCAACAAGAUUUGGUCUAUCACUUGAUGCUAUUUUAGGUUAUCAUAUUCAACCGAAUAACACUUUGAGACAUCAGUCAAAUAUUGUAAAAAUUAGUUUAGUAUUAACUAUAAUCUUUAUGAUAGCAGGAUUUAUCAAUGGAAUUUUAUCUUUUAUAACGUUCAACAAUAAAACUAUAUGCGAAGUUGGUUGUGGUUUGUAUCUAUUAGGUUCAUCGAUUACGACUUUGUUUACAACAAUUAUAUUUGGAUUGAAGUUUUGGAUACUUCUUCUUGCACAAAUGACAAUUAUAUCAAAUCCUCUAUUUUUACGUAUUCAAUGUAUAUCUCUCGAUUUUCUUUUAAGAGUUUUUCUUAAUAUGGAUCAAUGGUUAAAUGCAUGCAUUGCUUUAGAACGAGCAAUAACAACAUUAAUGGCUGCUGGUUUUAAUAAGAAGAAAAGUAAACAAAUAGCUAAAAUUGUUAUUAGUGUUCUAAUUAUAUUUAUGAUUGGUACAAAUAUCUAUGAUCCAAUUUAUCGACGUUUAAUUGAUGAAGAAAAUGAAGAUGAGAAACGAACAUGGUGUAUUGUUACUUAUCCAUCGAGUUUACAAACAUUCAACUCUUUUAUGCAAACAUUUCACUUUUUAGUACCAUUUCUUAUUAAUCUCAUAUCAGCUGUUAUUCUCAUAAUAAAAAAAUCUCGUCAACAAUCAAAUGUUCGACCUAAUCGAGCUUAUAAACAAAUAUUAAAACAACAAAUUCAAAAACACAAACAUUUACUUACUGCUCCUGUUAUAUUAGUUAUUCUUGGAAUACCACGUUUAGUUAUUUCAUUUAUAUCACAAUGUAUGAAAUCAACGAAUGAUGCAUAUUUAUUUAUUGCUGGAUAUUUUGUUUCAUUUAUUCCACCUAUGGUUACAUUUCUUGUAUUUGUAUUGCCAUCAGAAUUUUACAAAAAACAACUUUAUGCUUCUCUCACUACUUUUCGAACUACAAUACAACGAUAUUUACAACGUAUCAGAUAA